Molecule: messenger RNA, 1777 nt
Organism: Piliocolobus tephrosceles (Ugandan red Colobus)
Lineage: Eukaryota; Metazoa; Chordata; Mammalia; Primates; Cercopithecidae
Gene: PRKACA
Product: protein kinase cAMP-activated catalytic subunit alpha
Biological process (GO): protein phosphorylation
Cellular component (GO): cAMP-dependent protein kinase complex; nucleus; cytosol
Molecular function (GO): protein kinase A regulatory subunit binding; ATP binding; cAMP-dependent protein kinase activity
Source: RefSeq, a predicted model, not a curated record
GACUGUUUUCAAGCUUGUUUUCUGGGUUGUUAAACGGACACAAUGGAUACAAGGCAGGUUGCCGAGCGAGUCAGAUGAGACACUGUAGACAGCAGCCGGCACAGGGUCUGCCGGGGAAGUUUCAAUGUUAGCCAGACGGUGAUGUUCGCCUUGGGAUGCCAUGGGGCCGAGGAGUGGGCAUCGAGCAAGACUUCCCUUGAACCAGCUCUGGAGCAAUGCCCUUGCGAUUGACGAGAGGAACAGGGCCAGCUGGGGGCCAAGGUGACAGCUGAGCCCCCCAAGGGCGCCUGCUACCCGAGCCCCCGAGGCCUCCAUCCCAGGCCCGGCCUCCCCAGAGAAGGGGCCAGAGGAACAGCCAAAUCCCAAGGCUAUAAAUACCUCGGCUGGCGUCGGCCCUGGCCGUGGAAUGUCGUGAAAGAAUUCUUAGCCAAAGCCAAAGAAGAUUUUCUUAAAAAAUGGGAAAGUCCCGCUCAGAACACAGCCCACUUGGAUCAGUUUGAACGAAUCAAGACCCUCGGCACAGGCUCCUUCGGGCGGGUGAUGCUGGUGAAACACAAGGAGACCGGGAACCACUAUGCCAUGAAGAUCCUCGACAAACAGAAGGUGGUGAAGCUGAAACAGAUCGAACAUACCCUGAAUGAAAAGCGCAUCCUGCAAGCCGUCAACUUUCCGUUCCUCGUCAAACUCGAGUUCUCCUUCAAGGACAACUCAAACUUAUACAUGGUCAUGGAAUACGUGCCCGGUGGGGAGAUGUUCUCACACCUACGGCGGAUUGGAAGGUUCAGCGAGCCCCAUGCCCGUUUCUAUGCGGCCCAGAUCGUUCUGACCUUCGAGUAUCUGCACUCGCUGGAUCUCAUCUACAGGGACCUGAAGCCGGAGAAUCUGCUCAUUGACCAGCAGGGAUACAUUCAGGUGACAGACUUCGGUUUCGCCAAGCGCGUGAAGGGCCGCACUUGGACCUUGUGCGGCACCCCUGAGUAUCUGGCCCCUGAGAUUAUCCUGAGCAAAGGCUACAACAAGGCCGUGGACUGGUGGGCCCUGGGGGUUCUUAUCUAUGAAAUGGCCGCUGGCUACCCGCCCUUCUUCGCAGACCAGCCCAUCCAGAUCUAUGAGAAGAUCGUCUCUGGGAAGGUGAGGUCCGGCUGCGGGGACACAGCCCUGGAAGAAACAGACCCUUCCCUGCUCACCCGUCCUACUCCCUGGGGAGCCCUGCUUGUUGUCAGAAUGAUCUAGAAGUUCCUUAAGUCAGGCCAGGUGGUGAAGCUGGACGCACCGGCCACACUGAGGCCAACACCUCGAGCCCCCCUUGCUGUCCAGCCCCAACCCCACGUUCCAGAAUCCCAAGGGCUUCCAAAACCCCAAGCCUCACAGGAACUUAUUGGCCGCAGAACACAAACCGCCCUGCCAGGCAACCCUCCUUGUCACUCCUUGUCCCAGUUAGUGUGAGUUUUCACAAAUUCCAAGGCAGAAAAACCAGUGUAUUUGGUUCCUGUUCCCAGGUGCUGUCCGCAGCCUCGCCAAGGAGUGCUGUCACUUAGCGUUUACAGCCCAUGCUUCCUCUCCCAAACCCAGACUUGCCUAACUGAGGGUUCGGAUGAGGGGUGCUGAAACCAUCUCAGCUCACAUCUAUGACAGGUGCAAAGUGCCCGCCGUCCACCAGGCCCUAGAAUCCCCCCAUCAGUCACACCCUGAGAUGGUGGCACCCUCUGCAGGAGAGGUGAGGAAACAGGCUGGGAAAAGGGAUGUGUCUUGGCCAAGAUCACACUUUGGUGAGUAG